Molecule: messenger RNA, 948 nt
Organism: Microdochium trichocladiopsis
Lineage: Eukaryota; Fungi; Ascomycota; Sordariomycetes; Xylariales; Microdochiaceae
Exons: 1
Coding region: 1-948 (315 amino acids)
Source: RefSeq, a predicted model, not a curated record
AUGGAGCCUGUGCCUGAGACCGAGAGUCUGGAGGAGUUCCGCUCCUCCCCAUUACCAACCAUGCGCUUUCACCACAGUCCGACUACGCCCAUCAUCACCCACGACUCAGAUCUAGCUCGCAAACCGCUCAACGUCCGCCGGUCCACCGAGCCACUCUCGCCGACCUCGCCAUGGAGCACCACUGCUCUUCCCUACCGGCCACGCACAACCUCGCCACUCUCAGGCUCACACACCCGGUCAAAGUCCACGGCCAGUCUCCAGCUGCCAAGCAUGAACCGCACACGCUCUCUGCCUGGGCUCGAUGGAGCCGGCCGCAUCGUCUAUCCGCCACUCAUUCGUCCGUCGAGCCCGUCUGGGUCACCCAGCCGGCAGCGCGUUCCCCGCAAACCUACUGACGAGGCUUUCCCGUCUUCACCCGUGCGGACAUCAGUUCUGGAUACCGACCAGCGUCACCCCGACCGAAGCAGUUCGCCAGUGCAUGGGGCUCCGCCUUCAUCUGCCCUCAGAAAUGCAUCUCCUCUCCGCUACACCGUGACAAGCUCUGGAGGCCCUUCACUCCCCGGAACGCCUUCCAGCCUGGCGACUUCGCCGUCCUACAGGCCCGACAGUAGCCUGGGAAGCUACAGCUUUCCCAGCUAUUCUCAUUCUUCCUCCGUCCCAUCAACCCCCAGCUCCAUGAGGUCUCGAAGCCCUAGCAUCUCUAGUCUGGAGACGAUUCCGGAUACGCCAGAUGCCGAAGAGGCCGCUCUCGAAGCCGAGCGCAUCGCUCAACUCAAAGCUGCUGCUGAUGCUGCCGAAGGAGAGGAUGGGAAAGGCCGUGGCAAUUUAGACGUGCCGACUCGGGGGCGGACAUUGGGCGUCGGCUCACGAGACAAGCGGAAGAGAUGGAGUGUCUGUGGUGCAGAGCGACGAGGAGAUCUCGACUUGGAGACCAUCUGGGAGGACUGA